AUGAUUCCUCACCCUGAAUUGCCCAUCGGGGCCUUCAUUGCGUUCAUCUGCUUAAUGAUUUGUUUACCUUCUCACCUUCGAGUCCGGAAUGUUGCAAGUUCCAGUAUGAACAUCUGGCUUUCCCUUGUCUGCCUCAUCUCGGGCAUCAAUUCUGUGGCCUGGGCCAUGGAUAUGAUUGUCCGCUUUCCUAUCUGGUGUGAUAUCGCAGUAACCAAAAUUCUUAUCGGAAGCAAUGUCGCAUUUCCAGCAGCUGCCUUCAGCAUCUGCCGUUUCCUCUGUGAUGUUGCACGACCAAAUGCAAAGGAGCAAACAAUCAAGACAAGAAGAUCCCGUGCUUUCGUGGAGAUUGUGCUAUGCUGGGUGCAGCCAAUUGUCGUAAUGGCGCUUCACUACAUCGUUCAGGGCCAUCGCUAUGAUAUAUACGAGUACAUUGGGUGCCAGCCCACCUAUUACGACACCUGGGCGGCUCUUUUCAUUAUAAACAUACCCCCUUUGGUGUUCUGCUUCGGCACUUUCGUUUAUGCUGGGCUUGCCUUUUUCUACUUUCUGCAACGUCGCCGUGACUUUGAGCUCCUGACCAAGAUGAGCCCGGACAUGAACGCCAACAGGUACAUCCGUCUCAUGACGGUCGCGACUGCCGAAAUGAUCUGGGGUACUCCAUGGUAUCUCUUCGUGCUCGUAUCACAAUUCACUGAUUACGCCUUUCAGCCUUGGGUCAGCUGGGACUAUGUUCACUCGAACUGGUAUCGCGUCGGCCAAUAUCCCCUUAGUCUGCUCACCCCAGAAGAGCGCAAUAUCCAUCUAGCACUAUGGUGGGUCACCCCGGUGUCUGGCUUCCUCUUCUUUGUAUUUUUCGGGUUUUCCGAUCAAGCAAUGAGGGACUAUCGGGGUGUGAUCCGCUGGGUCCGUGUGCACAUUCUGCGCCACAACCCAGACACCUCCGGUCGAACAAGGUGGGUAUCAUUCAGAGUACUUCUCGAGCGAUGCUGA
Molecule: messenger RNA, 990 nt
Organism: Dacryopinax primogenitus
Lineage: Eukaryota; Fungi; Basidiomycota; Dacrymycetes; Dacrymycetales; Dacrymycetaceae
Product: STE-3-like pheromone receptor
Exons: 4
Coding region: 1-990 (329 amino acids)
Biological process (GO): G protein-coupled receptor signaling pathway
Cellular component (GO): membrane
Molecular function (GO): mating-type factor pheromone receptor activity
Source: RefSeq, a predicted model, not a curated record